AUGGCUGACCUCUACCCUUCGUUGGCGCAAUGCGCUAUCGUUGCAGCUGCUUUCAAGGUGCUGCUCUUCCCCGCAUACAAAUCGACCGAUUUCGAGGUCCAUCGCAACUGGCUCGCCAUUACCCAUUCCCUUCCAGUUCAAGAAUGGUACUAUGAGAAAUCCUCGGAAUGGACGCUCGAUUACCCACCGUUCUUUGCAGCCUUCGAGUGGCUGAUGUCGCAGGCCGCUGCAUAUGUGGACCCUGCGAUGUUGGUCGUGAAGAACCUUGAAUAUGAUUCCUGGCAGACCGUGUACUUCCAAAGAACAACCGUCAUCCUGACAGAGCUCGUUCUGGUCUAUGCGCUUAGUCGAUUCGUCAAGUCGGUUCCUUUGCCGAACAAGCAGGCUGCGCAUGUGGCCAGUCUUUCGAUCCUGUUAUCCCCCGGUCUUUUCAUCAUCGACCAUAUCCACUUCCAGUACAAUGGCUUCAUGUACGGGAUCCUAAUCCUAUCAAUCGUCCUAGCCCGCAAGCAGUCGACUAUCCUAUGGAGCGGAAUUCUCUUCGCGAUCCUAUUGUGCAUGAAGCACAUAUAUCUCUAUCUUGCUCUUGCCUACUUCGUCUACCUGCUGCGCAGCUAUUGCCUUGAUCUGAAAUCGGUUUUCCGACCUCGAUUCGGUAACAUCAUCAAGCUUGGGUUUUGCGUGGUGGCUGUGUUUGCAGUUGCCUUUGGCCCAUUUGCGCAAUGGGGCCAGUUGCUGCAACUCAAGGAUAGGCUGUUUCCGUUUUCGAGAGGGUUGUGUCACGCUUACUGGGCGCCGAAUAUCUGGGCGAUGUACUCCUUCACUGAUCGAGUGUUGAUUCAGCUUGCUCCGAGGUUGGGACUUCCUGUGAACACGGGUGCUCUAAACAGCGUCACCCGAGGACUGGUUGGCGACACCUCCUUCGCCAUCCUCCCGGAAGUCACUAAAGAACACACCUUUAUCCUGACCUUCUUGUUCCAGCUGAUUCCUUUGAUCAAGGUCUGGUUCAAUCCAGGCUGCUGGGAUACAUUUGUUGGCGCGCUAACCCUCUGUGGCUACGCAUCCUUCCUCUUCGGCUGGCACGUGCACGAGAAGGCCAUCCUUCUCAUCAUCAUCCCCUUCAGUCUCAUCGCGCUCAAGGACCGUCGCUACUUCAGCGCUUUCCGACCCCUGGCGGUUGCGGGACACGUCUCUCUCUUCCCACUUCUGUUUACGGCAGCCGAGUUCCCUCUCAAGACUGUCUACACAGUGAUGUGGUUGGUGUUAUUCCUCUUCGUCUUCGAUCGAGUCGCACCUGUCCCCGAACGACCCCGAAUUUUCUUAUUCGACCGGUUUUCACUGCUCUACUUGACUGUGUCAAUCCCACUGAUAAUAUACUGCUCCUUGGUGCAUCAACUGAUAUUCGGUUGGGACCGACUAGAGUUCCUGCCAUUGAUGUUCAUGAGCAGUUAUUGUGCUCUUGGUGUGGUUGGAAGCUGGGUGGGCUUCAUGGUGGUGUACUUUACAGCAUAA
Penicillium bovifimosum is the source of this 1512-nucleotide messenger RNA. RefSeq names its product dolichyl-P-Glc:Glc1Man(9)GlcNAc(2)-PP-dolichol alpha-1,3-glucosyltransferase ALG8. The record is from RefSeq and is a predicted model, not a curated record. The coding region runs from base 1 to 1512 and encodes 503 amino acids. Gene Ontology annotation, biological process: protein N-linked glycosylation. Gene Ontology annotation, cellular component: endoplasmic reticulum membrane. Lineage: Eukaryota; Fungi; Ascomycota; Eurotiomycetes; Eurotiales; Aspergillaceae. The transcript has 6 exons. Gene Ontology annotation, molecular function: dolichyl pyrophosphate Glc1Man9GlcNAc2 alpha-1,3-glucosyltransferase activity.